Messenger RNA from Sabethes cyaneus, 1137 nucleotides. RefSeq lists its product as uncharacterized. The record is from RefSeq and is a predicted model, not a curated record. Gene Ontology annotation, cellular component: membrane. The transcript has 9 exons. Gene Ontology annotation, molecular function: ligand-gated sodium channel activity. Bases 34 to 1137 code for a protein of 367 amino acids. Gene Ontology annotation, biological process: sodium ion transmembrane transport. NCBI's taxonomy places the organism in Eukaryota, Metazoa, Arthropoda, Insecta, Diptera, Culicidae.
GUAAAGUGUUCUUUCAACAAGUAUCAAUGCUAUAUGAAACUUGACAGUUACGAUUCCUCAUUUUCGUAUACAAUACAUUCUCCAUAUGAACUGACAACGAGUGAAACUAAAUUUCUAAAUGUUAAUGACAUGGAAGAAUAUGUGAUAUCAUUUGUGGUACAAGAGACCAUCGCUAAUGAUAAACUACGGGAUUUAUCAAUAAGCCAACGAAAAUGUGUAUUCUCCGAUGAAGAAAAUGAAGGUAACAAGUUUCGAAGCUACAAUACAUGUGUUAUGCGUUGCCGAGCCGCUAGAGCCUUCGACAAAUGUCAUUGUAUACCUCACUUCUAUCGUUUUCAAAAUGAUGGUCCUGUGUGCACAAUACAAGGUUUACGAUGUUUGGCGAAGUAUUCCGAUUGGUACGAUAAAAAAUAUUGCCACUGCUUAAAACCAUGCACUGAGAUAGUCUACGUAGCUGUUCACACGAGCAAAAAUCAAUGGACAAGCGCAAAAGGAAUACCUUUCAAACAAAAGUCAUCGCUUCGUUGGGAGGUUCUGCAACCAAAAACGCGAUUCCGCAGGGAUGUUCUAUUUGGAAUUGAGGAUCUUAUCGUAUCAUUUGGUGGAUGUAUUUCUCUUUUCAUGGGACAAGACCUAUUCACAGUGGAGUUUCCUGAACCUGCAAUUUGUCCGGAGCCCAUCGCCGUGACCUCAUCGAAUGCUAACGUACCGUCUGCUAUCCCGAUUCAAAGCAGCCGACAGCAAAUUGAUAUUCCUUUCGCAUCGUCAACGUUGAAUGCUCCCGGCCUAAAUACGACGGGAAGAGAAGAUCUCCUUACGCAGGAGGAAACCGUAGGAGGUGCAAGUGUAAACAUAGAAGGUGUAGCGUUGAGCACCGGUAUUGGAAAAAAAUGGGAAAGUGUGAUUGGACCAAUUCCACGGCCAGCAUCCCUAGGUGCAGUUCGUCGACCUACAGGUCCACCACAACCGGGUGCACUUAGCCAGCCGCCGUCUGCUACAACAUCGUUAUUACUCCCGAACCAAUAUCCUCAACCAAUUGCAAAAGCGACAGGUCCUGUACCGGAUGUUACACAGUACCACUAUUUCCAAAUGAGAUUGGACAAAAUUUACCGCAGUCGAGGGGCGUCGACAUUAUGA